AUACAUCUGGCCAUUGUACUGAAAUAUAGCUGCGAUGUUCGCGUCGCUACGGCUGCUGUCCAGGCGGACCCUGGCUUCACAGGUGUCCCGCAUUCAGAGCAUCGCUCAGGCUCCGGUACGUCAGUUUUCUGCUGAGGCAGCUGCUACAAAGAGCGGAGGGUGGAUAAGUGGAGGAGGAAAGUGGGCUUUGCUGUUCGGUGCAGCAGGCCUUGGAGGCUGGUAUUACGCCAAGGAGAAUGAUUUUGUUGGUGGCGUGACUGGCAAGGCGCCGUCCUCAGCGCCAACUGUUCCCGAUUAUGACAAGGUCCGCAAGGCGAUCUCGGAUCUAAUGGCGUCUGACAAGGCAGAGGAGUACGAUGACGGCUCUUUCGGGCCUAUCCUGGUCCGCCUGGCAUGGCACUGCUCUGGGAGCUAUGACAAAGCUUCCAACACUGGAGGCAGCAAUGGGGCCACAAUGCGGUUCCCGCCCGAGAGCGGCAUCGGUGCCAACAAAGGACUGGACGUUGCGCGCAAGCUGCUGGACCCUCUGAAGGAGCAGUUCCCCUGGAUCUCCUACUCUGACCUGUGGACCCUGGCAGGCGCUGUCGCCAUCGAGGAGAUGGGAGGCCCCGAAAUCCCAUGGAGGCCAGGCCGCACCGACCAGCCAGACGGCAAGAACUGCCCCCCGGACGGUCGCCUGCCGGACGCAUCUAAGGGCGCUCAGCACAUACGAGACAUCUUCUACCGGAUGGGCUUCAACGACCAGGAGAUAGUUGCGCUGAGCGGCGCGCAUGCGUUGGGGCGCUGCCACCGCGACCGCAGCGGCUUUGAGGGCCCCUGGACCAACUCGCCCAUCACCUUCUCCAACGAGUACUUCAAGCUGCUGCUCGACGAGAAAUGGAACAAGAAGAAGUGGAACGGGCCGCUGCAGUAUGAGGACAAGACGAGCAAGGCGCUCAUGAUGCUGCCCACUGACAUGGCACUUGUCUGGGACAAGAAGUUCAAGCCCUAUGUCGAACUGUACGCCAAGGACGACGAAAAGUUCUUCCAGGACUUUGCCAAGGCGUUCUCCACUCUGCUGGAGCUGGGAGUCCCUUUCAAGGAGGAGCUGCCCAACAAGGCCUAAACCUGUGGCGAGUUCAAAUAUACAGAUUGGCGCUGAAACAGUUCCCAUGAGCUGCUGAUCACAUCCCAAUGCCCCAAUGCCCCAUUUCAACAUGCGCACUGCGUGUCAGCAUCCUUGAGAUACGUGCCGCACUGGACAGCAGGAUUUCUCCUGAGCUUUAUCGGCUUCGUCUCUGGCAGGCUUGCAGGUUCUGGUGCAUGCACUGCUGCAAGGGACUGCUGAGACUGCCUUCUGCCACAGCAUCCCACCAUCUUAUCUGGUCGAAGUUUCGCGCAUGUUCUGAGCUUGUUUGGAGCCGCAUGCUUAUGGAUUACAUGCGGUGGCUUUGCUGCAGAGACUGAGUUCUGUAGGGGAGCAAUGGGUGAAUUAGCCUGCUCCCAGGGGCCAGUUGGGGUCAGACAGAAUUGCUACCGGUACCGUGAAGAGGUGCUUCUCUUUUGUUGAAUGUCAGAUCUUUCCUAAGAAUAAGGGAGAAACAAAAGCACUCACUCAGGUUUUGCCAAAGUAUCAUAUCGCACUGUACAGCAUAUAUGUAGCUGUCUUGGGCCCAUCGUGGCUUUCAGUUUUUGGCACAGUGUUGGUUGUACCAGGAUCUGCAGCACGUGUGUAUCAAUACCUCCAUUUGGGUACAGACCUUGACUUUUGGUGUAGUGCUCCUGGGCUCACUGAAUUUUGCAUGAUGCUUGUAAAGAGGUUCGGCGUGAU
Messenger RNA from Coccomyxa subellipsoidea C-169, 1810 nucleotides. Its product is annotated as heme peroxidase. Gene Ontology annotation, molecular function: peroxidase activity; heme binding. The coding region runs from base 35 to 1105 and encodes 356 amino acids. Gene Ontology annotation, biological process: response to reactive oxygen species; hydrogen peroxide catabolic process; cellular response to oxidative stress. Lineage: Eukaryota; Viridiplantae; Chlorophyta; Trebouxiophyceae; Coccomyxaceae. The transcript is spliced from 11 exons. The record is from RefSeq and is a predicted model, not a curated record.